This is a messenger RNA of Carassius gibelio (silver crucian carp), 3374 nucleotides long. RefSeq names its product acyl-CoA oxidase-like (gene acoxl). The record is from RefSeq and is a predicted model, not a curated record. Gene Ontology annotation, molecular function: fatty acid binding; acyl-CoA oxidase activity; FAD binding. Gene Ontology annotation, biological process: lipid homeostasis; fatty acid beta-oxidation using acyl-CoA oxidase. The coding region runs from base 98 to 1786 and encodes 562 amino acids. The transcript is spliced from 18 exons. Lineage: Eukaryota; Metazoa; Chordata; Actinopteri; Cypriniformes; Cyprinidae. Gene Ontology annotation, cellular component: peroxisome.
AUUGGCCGUGUGUCCGUGACGUCACCCAAACGAGGAAGUGGAAUGUUACAGUGUUUCAACUGUUACAGUGAAAGUGAAAACACGAGGAACUCGAUUCAUGAUGUUGUUAUCCUCCAUGGAUCGGAGACAGUCCAGCAGCUUUGCCAGAUAUCUAGAUGGAGAAUCCUGGGAGAUUAAAGAUGCUUUACGUGACGCGAUUGCAAAGUGUGAACUGUUUGAGUCCAGCAGUUAUGAGCUGACUCUGGAUCAGAGCAGAGACCUGACUGCAGAGAGACUCUAUCACUUGUUAAGACUGCCUUUCAUGAAAGAACACCUUCGAAAUCAGCUAAAAGAGAAGCAAAAAGGCUUCAUAAACAAGAGUUUAGGCAUCACCGAGAUCAUCUGCUCCGCUGACAUGUCCACGGGAGUCAAGCUCGGUGUUGUGUGUGGACUCUAUGGAGGUGCUGUCAGUAAUCUGGGCAGUCCAGAGCAGAAGAUCAAAUGGUAUCUCCCUGUUUCAGAGUUAGAGUUUACAGGGAUGUUUGCGAUGACUGAGAGGGGCCACGGUAGCAACGUUCGAGGCAUUAUCACUGAAGCUCGAUACAAUCAGUCCACACAGGAGUUUAUUAUUCACACACCUUCCGAAGAUGCUCAGAAAAUGUACAUCGGGAAUGCAAUGAAAGGAAACUAUGCCGCUGUGUUUGCCCAGCUCAUUAUAAAUGGAGAAUCUCAGGGUCCCCACUGCUUUAUUGUACCAAUCCGUGAUCAGAAUGGAGUCAUGUGGCCAGGAGUGACCACCAUUGACAUGAAGCACAAAGAAGGUCUGCAUGGGGUUGACAAUGGCAUUUUGAUAUUUAAUAACGUCCUGAUACCAAGGGAAAAUCUGCUGGGAAAGUUUGGGUCAGUGUCAGCUGAUGGUUUGUACUCGUCUCCUGUCCUCAGUAAAAGCAGUCGCUUCAAUGCAAUGCUGGCUGCCCUGACGCCCACCCGCCUGGGACUCACUGUACAAGCAAUGGCUGCCAUGAAGCUGGGGCUCGUCAUUGCAGUACGCUACAGUCACAGUCGCAGACAGUUCGGUCCGAAGGAUCAGGAUGAGGUGAAGAUCAUCGAGCACCAAACACAGUACCUGAGACUGAUGCCACACCUGGCGGCUGCCCUCGCGCUCAUCUUCACCACCAGAUACGCUGCAGGUUUGAUGGAUGAUGCUUUGUGUCAGGGUCAGGAUCUUCAAAGCAAUCGUGCUCUGCAAGCUCUGGUCGCAGGACUCAAAGCCUACAGCACGUGGGAGAACGUCGCGUGUCUGCAAGACUGUCGUGAGUGUACUGGCGGCAUGGGCUUUAUGAUGGAAAACCGUAUUCCGUCUCUGAAGUGUGACUCCGACGUCUUUGUCACAUUUGAGGGCGACAACAUGGUCAUGCUUCAGGUGGUGGUACGAGAGCUGCUGACCCAGUACACCAAACUGAUGGGGAACAACCUGGUGAUGGGACUGAUUAGAAACUGGACAAGCUCAGUGUCAGACAGCCUUAGAACAAGCUUUCUUGGCUUCAGCGUGGACAAAGUAGGAGACCUAAUGUUCCUGCUGAAAGCAGUGAGCUUCAGGGAAAGGGUGUUACAGCGCAGUCUGGCUAGUCGACUCUACACUAAGGUAGAGAAAAACAAAGAGGAGUUCUUCAUGGCCUGGAACGCUUGUUUACAUCACGUGACUACUUUGGCUAUGGCACACAUUCACAGAGUGACCUUGGAGCAGUUUGCUCUCGCCGUACGAGAAUGCCAUAUCAAAGAGGACCGUGCCUUGCUCACCAAGUGAUGUGACGCAGCAGUAUCAGGAUGUGUGCUGCAUUCAUAUGAGUAUCAGAUUAGCUGCGGAGCACCGGAGCAGAACUGCACUGAUCUCAGACCCGCCGACAGCAGCUGUCAGGUUCUCUGGAGAGCACCUAGCAUGAAUAAAUCACAGAUAAUGACCUGGUUCCUGGCAGGUCAUGAGGUGUGCUGUCACACUAGUCCUGUGAUCGAGAGACAAAGCACACCAGUGAGGAACAGGAAAACCUCACUUCCACCUGUUUCUUCAAACUUCUCUUGCUGUUAUGGGCACUGAGGAGCAUGCUUACCAAUCGCACAGUCAUGAGACCUGUGAUAUUACGUCAGUUUGACAUUUCAAAUUGAUUGUUUCUAGAUAGCAUCUGUCAAGAUACCAGAAGUAGUUUUCAACGUUUAUUUUUAGAAUGGAAUACUAACUUAGUUCUUAUUUAAUGCAAUGCAAUAAACACCAUUUGUUUUAUUGUAUGCUAAUUUAGCAAUAAACCACAAAUAUGACAUUUAAAUUAAAAAAAUUGACAGUGUUAUAUUUCUCCAUCGCUUGUCAUUCACAAUGCUGUAUGGAAAUGUAUUUAUUAUAGAAAAAAGUUUUUGCUUAAAUUCAAAGUUUGCAAUGUUGUGAUUCAUUAGUUGGUUGUAUACAUAUAUACAAAUGGUGAUUAUAUGAUUGAUGUGUGUGUGUGGGUGUGUUAAAUUAAAUUAAACAAAAAAUGGUAUAAAUAUGUGUGUAUGUUUGUUUAAAAAUGACUAAGUUUAAAGCACACUGGCAGUUUAUUUUUCCAAUCGUACUAUUUCAAAACAGUAAAAAGGAAGCCACUCUCGUCAAGGCAUUUCUUGGGGUCUUUAAGCUUUUAAUAAUAACCAUUCAGUUGUUCGGAUGAUGGUUUCAGUUCCUAUAGCUGACACGCCAACGAUGUGACUUCCAUUUCAGACGAACCCUCGUUCGGUGUGGCCUGAUAAGAAACUCAAUGGCUCUGUGAUAAGCCAUUGAUUCUCUGCUUUCCAUAUGAGGAAGAGAGCAGUACACAAAGCAUGACAGCCAGAGGGAUCAUGUGCCUCUAUAGGUUUAUUUUGCUUUACGGUUUAGGGCUUGCUACAGGUCAAAGGUUAUAUUAUUCCUCUUAGUGUCCAUGCUUUACAACUGAUUGCUUUGCAUGCUCUGUUUUUUCCUGUCCAGCUCUUUGAUGUAUCUAGGUGGUUUGGUUGCUACCUCACCUCUGAGGAGAAGAGAUAUUAGCUCGUACCGCUUCUGUUUUUCCAUCCCCUUCAUCUUCUGUAUAACAUCCUGUACUCACUCAAAUUGGUGCAUGUGAAGAGGCCUACAGCUUUUGUAGGGUCCUUCAGAUAUGGAAAAUAAGAAACUUAACAUACACAGUGGUCAGCAAGUAUUUUCCACUUACAUUUUUUGACCUUGCAAUGUGCUGAUACUGAAUGCUCUCAGCCUUAGAUGGUGACACGGCAUUCACAGACUGUUGCGUAUUGCACACGAAAAAUAGUGGCAGAAAUUGUAAUUGUUUUUAUCAGUCCACCGGGAAACGAAAUGGCAAUAAUGAAUGUUUGACCUGUCAAAAUCUGUCAAG